Molecule: messenger RNA, 2166 nt
Organism: Phragmites australis (common reed)
Lineage: Eukaryota; Viridiplantae; Streptophyta; Magnoliopsida; Poales; Poaceae
Product: non-specific phospholipase C4-like
Exons: 3
Coding region: 360-1919 (519 amino acids)
Biological process (GO): phospholipid catabolic process
Molecular function (GO): hydrolase activity, acting on ester bonds
Source: RefSeq, a predicted model, not a curated record
UGAUGACUCCCAAGCCGAUUAGUGAUUAAACCCUUGGCAGGCAAGGCAAGGCAAUGCAAGCCGCUCAGCUUCAUGAUCGAAUUGUCUUCCAGCUGUCCUUCUCAACGUAUAUCCGCAUCUCUAUGCCCAUUUCAGAAGCUCAUCCAUCUCCACACUCCAUGCACAAGUGUGCUCCAUCCUCUCUCUUUUGAUAUAUAUUUAGCUAACAAGCCACCCGCUUCCUCAUCCCUUCCUAUAUACAUACGUUGCAAAAUUAUCGAGGAGGCAAGCAGAGCUCGCUAUCUAGCUAGCUAGCUCCAACACACAGAGAGUAAUUAAGAGAUACUACGUACGUACUGUCGAUCGACAACGUACGUAGCAUGCAAAUGGCGGCGGCGAGCGGCAAGAUCAAGACGGUGGUGGUGCUGGUGCAGGAGAACCGCUCCUUCGACCACAUGCUGGGGUGGAUGAAGUCGCUGAACCCGGACAUCGACGGCGUCACCGGCGCCGAGACCAACCGCGUGGACGCGUCCGACCCGUCGUCGCGCGCCGUCCGCUUCAGCGACCGCUCCGAGUACGUGGACCCGGACCCGGGGCACUCCAUGCAGGCCAUCUACGAGCAGGUGUACGGGACGGCGUUCGCCGACGCGUCGGCCACGCCCAUCACCCCGCCAGACGUGCCCGCGCCGCCCAUGAGCGGCUUCGCGCAGCAGGCGGAGAAGGAGAAGCCGGGGAUGGCGGAGACGGUGAUGAGCGGAUUCCGCCCGGACGCGGUGCCCGUGUACCGGGAGCUGGUGCGGGAGUUCGCCGUGUGCGACCGCUGGUUCGCGUCCAACCCGGCGUCCACGCAGCCCAACCGGCUGUUCGUGCACUCGGCCACAUCGCACGGCCUCGUCAGCAACGACUCCAAGGUGCUCGUGCCGGGCCUUCCCCAAAAGACCAUCUUCGACUCCCUCCACGACGAGGGCUUCUCCUUCGGGAUCUACUACCAGUACCCGCCAUCCACGCUCUUCUACAGGAACCUGCGUCAGCUCAAGUACGUUGGCAACUUCCACCCGUUCGAUCUCGAGUUCAAGCGUCACUGCCGGGAGGGCAAGCUGCCCAACUACGUCGUCGUCGAGCAGCGCUACUUCGACCUCAAGAUCCUCCCCGGCAACGACGACCACCCCUCCCACGACGUCUCCGAGGGCCAGCGCUUCGUCAAGGAGGUCUACGAGGCGCUCCGCUCCAGCCCCCAGUGGGAGGAGAUGCUCCUCGUCCUCACCUACGACGAACACGGCGGCUUCUACGACCACGUCCCCACCCCCGUCGGCGUGCCCAGCCCCGACGACAUCGUCAGCCCCGCGCCCUUCUUCUUCAAGUUCGACCGCCUCGGCGUCCGCGUCCCGGCGCUCUUCAUCUCCCCCUGGAUCGAGCCGGGAACAGUGGUGCACAGGCCGUCGGGGCCGCACCCGACGUCGGAGUUCGAGCAUUCCUCCAUCCCGGCCACCGUGAAGAAGAUAUUCAACCUCAACAACUUCCUGACCAAACGUGACGCAUGGGCUGGCACCUUCGACUCCGUCCUCACGCGCGACACACCACGCGCCGACUGCCCCGUCACCCUGCCUGAGCCGAUGAAGCUGCGGCAGACCGAGGCGGCAGAGCACGCGCCGCUGUCGGAGUUCCAGGAGGAGCUGGUGCAGCUCGCCGCGGUGCUCAACGGAGACCACACCAAGGACGUGUACCCACACAAGCUCGUCGAGGGCAUGACGGUGGCCGAGGCAGCCAAGUACUGCAAGGACGCUUUCCGUGUCUUCUUGGACGAGUGCGACCGCUGCAAGAAGUGCGGCGAGGACGGGUCCCACAUCCCGACGGUGAAGCCGUCGUCACCGGGGAAGAAAAAGAGUAGCUUUGCUUCCAAGGUGCUGGCUUGCCUUGCGUGCGGCCAUUCCUCUUCCUAGGCGCCGCAAGUUUUGUGAUGCCUCGUGGUGGACAGCAUUGGAAUCGGUCAGUGAAGGAGAUUGGUUGCUUGUUGAUAGGUUUGUGUUGCUGCAAGCGAAGAGUAAUGUAAUGUACAAAAGUAACUGCCAAUGAUAAGUUUGCAUACCUGCGAAUGUAACAGUGUGAUAACUGCCAUUGUGUAGAUCGAUGUGACAAGAGACGCGUUUGUAUUUUAAGUGUUGAUAAUUGGUCCUCCCAAUUGCAUAA